AUGGGAUUGGAUUGUUCUACAUCCAGAAAACCUAUGAUUGAUACAAUUUCAUAAGAAUUCCUUAAAACAAUAAAAAAGAAAUUCCCCAUUGCCAAUUAAAUUUUAAAAUCAGAUGUUUCUCCGAUAAUUAAUACUCCUGUCUUAAAAAUUAAAGACAAAACAUAUCUAAAACUUGAAAGUCACUAAACUUCUGGUAGUUUUAAAAUUAGAGGAGCCUUCUUAUUUUUUCAAGAUUAACCUAAUAAAUAAAUAGUGGUUGCUAGUACAGGUAAUUUUGCUAAGGCAUGUUUUUAUGCAUAUUAAAGUUGUUAAGAAGAAACUAAUAAUUAAAGUGAAAUCUUUUAAUAAGAAGAAAAACAAAUAUAAUAAUAGAUUAAAUAAGAUGAAUAUAAUACUCCUACUCCUUUACCUGAUUUUUAAUAAUAAUAAGAAUAAUAAUAAUAACAAUUAUAAUAAAAAUAAGAAUACCUUUAAGAAGAACUUAAUAAAUCUAAAUUAAUUAUUUUUGUACCUGAAAAUGUAAAUAAAGACAAAUUAAAAGAUAUUAAAUGUCCAAUUAUUUAUAUAGGUUAAGAUUGUAUUGAAAGUGAAAUUAAAGCUAGAUAAUAUGCUGAAUAACAUAAUAGCUUUUAUGCUUCCCCUUAUAAUGAUAUAAAUAUGAUUUUGGGUAGUUGUACUAUAGGAGAAGAAUUAGAUACUUAGUAAUAAAAUGAUUCUAUAUAUUUAGUUUUAAUUCUUUAAAUGAAGAACUUGAUUUCAUUUUUGUAUCUUGUGGAGGAGGUGGAUUGAUUGGAGGAAUAGCAUUAUAUUUUAAAUAUUUAAAAAAUAAAACCACUAAAAUUAUUGGGGUUUAACCAAAAAAUAAUGCAGCUAUGUACAAUGUAUUUUUAUAUAUACAAUUAGAUUUUACGUAAUAAAAGUGAUUAAAAAUUACUUGAAACACUAUCUGAUGGAACAUCUGGAGGAGUAGAAGAAAAUGCUAUUACUAUCGAAAUUUGCAGGCAUCUUGUUGAUGAUUGGAUUCUAGUAAAAGAAGAUCAAAUACGAGAUGCCUAAAUAAAACUAUUGAAUGAACAUAAACUUGUGGUUGAAGGAGCUGCAGCUUUGGCUUAUGCUGGCUUCAUGAACUAUCCAAUAGGACGUCUUACGUGUUUAAUUGUAUUAUGUGGAUCUAAUAUUGAUCCACAUAAGAUUAUCCUUAAAAAUCAUUGA
Messenger RNA from Paramecium sonneborni, 1212 nucleotides. The record is from the annotation of a GenBank genome assembly. Lineage: Eukaryota; Ciliophora; Oligohymenophorea; Peniculida; Parameciidae.